Cyprinodon tularosa is the source of this 2891-nucleotide messenger RNA. RefSeq names its product actin filament associated protein 1-like 1b (gene afap1l1b). Bases 145 to 2427 code for a protein of 760 amino acids. The record is from RefSeq and is a predicted model, not a curated record. Gene Ontology annotation, molecular function: SH3 domain binding. NCBI's taxonomy places the organism in Eukaryota, Metazoa, Chordata, Actinopteri, Cyprinodontiformes, Cyprinodontidae. The transcript has 19 exons. Gene Ontology annotation, cellular component: cytosol.
ACGGUAGCGGUCAGUGACUCACAGAGACCCGCUGUUUCCGUGGAGAAACACGUCCACAUGUUUAAGAGCCCAAUUUCAAAUAAAAUGUCAGAGGGAUUAAAACUGGGAACAAGUUUGGAGACAUAGGCGUUGCUUUCAGACGGCAUGGAUUCCAAAAGGCAGAGUGUGGUGAUGGAGCGCCUUGUAACUGAGCUCAACUCUCUGCUGAAAAUGCUGGACCAUGAGACAGUUAGCCCUGAUACCGCCGACAAGAUGGCCUCCGUACGCAACAUCCUGGACUCACUUCAGCUAUCAGUCAAUGGAUCAGGAGUUUACAUGAACGGCACCAGCUUCGUCGAGUCUCUGUUUGAGGAUUUCGAUUGUGAUUUGCACAUGCUUCGUGCUUCUCCGGUGGAGCAGAAAGAACCUAAAGAUAAGGGGGAGAAUGCACAGCCCAGUAAAUCAACCCCCACUGACACGCCGCCGCCUUUGCCAGCAACACCGCUUCCAGAUGACUACUAUGAAGAAGCUGUUCCUCUUGAUCCUGGAUCCUCCCCUCAGUAUUUUACCACAAAUUCCAGAAACUCUGUUGAAGAUGCUUACUAUGAAGAUGCUGAUAAUAAUUACCCAGCCACCAGGAUUAAUGGACCCUCUAAAACCUCCAACAAUGACUCCGACGCAUUGAGCAGCUCCUAUGAGUCAUACGAGGAAGAGGAGGACGAGGCGAAGGGGCGGGACUCAUCUCAGAGGUGGACGGCUGAGGGAAGCCCUGAUGGACCGGUCAGGGACUGCCGCAUAUGUGCCUUUCUGAUGCGAAAAAAGCGCUUUGGCCAAUGGACAAAGCAGCUAGUGGUUGUCAGAGACAAUAAACUCCAGUGCUAUAAAAGCUUAAAGGAGACAUCGCCCAACACAGAGCUCCCCUUGAACCUCUGCAACGUCAUCUACGUCCCAAAAGAAGGCCGGAAAAAGAGGCACGAGCUCCGCUUCUCUUUGCCCGGAGGGGAGGCUCUGGUCCUUGCCGUUCAGAGUAAAGAACAGGCCCAGCGAUGGCUCAAGGUGGUUCAUGAUGUUGGGAGUCAGUGCAACAACACAGAGGGGCUGAAUGGAUCAACCUCUCCUAUAAUACAGAGGAAACUGGAGCUUGACAAGAUGCUGCCAUCAGAUAAACAAACAUCAGACUCAGACAGCUGUCCAAUAGGAGACAGUCAGUCCAACACUCAUGGAUCAGGACGAGACAUGACCGACUCACUCAACAGGGGGAAGCGGGGCGCGUUCUCAGAGCUGACUGGGUCGAUGAGCCGAGCAGCAGGAAAGAAAAUCAAUCGGAUCAUCACAUUCUCCAAAAAGAAACCUCCGUUACCAGGGGACCCUCCCUCGUCCUCUGGCCUCCAUGACAACCCCCGCUGUGGUUAUCUCAGCGUGUGUCUAAGUGGCUCUUGGAAGGCGCGCUGGUGCAUUCUCCGAGGUGGAAACCUAUACUUGCAAAAGGACCCUGGUGACCAGCGGCCUCCAGUCAUUGUGGUGCCCCUCAAGGGGGCAGAGGUGGUUCCAGGGGGUUUAGGACCCAAACAUCCCUUCUCAUUUCAUAUCAUGCAAGGUGGCAAUGAGCUGGCAGCUUUGGAGGCAAGCUCCUCUGAAGAUCUUGGUCGCUGGUUGGGCCUUUUGUUUGCCGAGACUGGCAGCACCACCCUCCCUGAAGAGCUCCACUACGACUACAUCGACGUGGACACACUGACCGACAUACGGCACGCUGCCAGACACUCCUUCUUGUGGGCUACUACCACUGCUACCUCCUCCAGCAGUGCAUCAGUAGAUUCCAGAACUUAUGAUGAAGUCUACGAAAGCAUUGCAGACGAGGACGUUGAGAGCACAGCAGGUCAGGUGAGGCGUCAUGCCUCUUUCUCCAGCAGGGACUCCGAAAAAACCGAACAACAGGCUACCAUCAAGAGGCACGCCUCCAAUGUGAAUCAGUAUGGGCGCUAUGGGAAGAUGCGUGCAGAGGAAGACGCCAGGAGGUACCUUAGACAGAAAGAGGAGCUGGAGAAGGAAAAGGAGGAGCUGAGAAAUGCACUGAUCUCCCUCCGUAGGGAAAGGAAGGGGGUGAAGGAGCAAAUGAAGAGUGACACAGGUGAAGCUAUGGAAAAGCGGUUAGCGGAGAUAGAGACAAUGUGCAAACAGAAGGAGGAGGAGAGGGUGGAGCUGGAGCUCCGACUGACAGAAGUCAAAGAAAAUCUGAAGAAAUCUCUGGCUAGAGGAGCUCUGGGACCACCGGUGGAGACGAAAAUUAGCGUCAAGACUUCUGGAAAUAAAGUUGAAAAAGUUUACAAUGACAACAUUCCCGUUAACUCGGCAUCUGAGCUUCGUAAACGCCCCCCAUCUCUUUGCGCUUCCUCCAGGGGGAACGUCAUGCAGAAGGCAAAGGAGUGGGAGUCGAAGAAGGGGACCUAGACUUUACAGAACCAUGGAGAGCAAAGAGAAACCUGUUUGUUUUGCUUGGAGAAUGUAGAAGAAGCAAUGAGAAGACUGCAUAUUGGUGAAGACAAAGAGAAGAACAGAAUAAAGAGGAUAGAGUGUUUUCCUUUAACAUAAAGGAAAUGCACAAAUAUGGUGAUGCUAACCAGACUACUGUAAAUGUGACAGACUUGACCAAUUAAAACCAGCGCAGUAUUGAUGUAUGCUCUAACCAGGAGUUACAGUAAGUCGUGUUCAUGCAUGUUUACAGGGUUUUUUUUUUUUUUUUUUUUCACAAAGUUGCAAAAUCAAGCAUGUUGGACAGAUGUUGGACCGACCUGCACAGUAAAGGGAGAGAAGGAUGAUUCUUACUGUAGGUUAGACAAACAGGGAAAGACUUCCUUCUGAUAUUCAAUACAUUUUAUUUAAUCAAAUCAUGUAAAUGAAAAUUGAAAGUGGAA